Messenger RNA from Melopsittacus undulatus (budgerigar), 1911 nucleotides. RefSeq names its product kelch-like protein 31. Gene Ontology annotation, molecular function: protein binding. The record is from RefSeq and is a predicted model, not a curated record. Gene Ontology annotation, cellular component: cytoplasm; nucleus. Lineage: Eukaryota; Metazoa; Chordata; Aves; Psittaciformes; Psittaculidae. The transcript has 2 exons. Bases 1 to 1911 code for a protein of 636 amino acids.
AUGGCACCCAAAAAGAAACCCCCCAGGAAGCCCAAGGUGGAUGAAGAGGCCGCAUCCAUCCCCCCGGUGCCGGUGGAAGAUGUCCAACACCUCAACCACCUCAACAGUCUGCACGACAGCAGCUCCAACGGCUUCCACUGCACAGGCACGGAGCUGGAGGCCCCGGAGCAUGGAGCCAGCCUCCUGCAGGGCAUGAACCAGAUGCGCCAGGAGCUGUUCCUCUGCGACCUCACCAUUGCCACCAAAACCAAGUCCUUUGAGGUGCAUAAGCUCAUCCUGGCUUCCUGCAGUGAGUACUUCCAGUGCCUGCUGCAGAGAGAGCCUCAGCUGCACCGCGUGGAGCUCCGGCACGUGUCCCCGCUGGGCCUCACCGCCACCAUCACCUAUGCCUACACAGGCAGGCUGAGCCUCUCUCUCUACACCAUCGGCAGCACCAUCGCCGUGGCCAGGCAGCUGCAGGUGCCGGCACUGCUGAGGAUGUGCAGUGACUUCCUCAUCCAGGAGAUGGCCGUGGAGAACUGUGUCUACAUCACCAACCUCGCCGCCAGCUUCGGCCUCAACCGGGUGACAGAGGCCACACGGGAAUUCAUCCGGGAACACUUCCUGGAGUUCUCCAGGACUGAGCAGUUCCUGCAGCUCCCCUUUGAUCGGAUCAAUGAGCUGCUGAUGGACGACGGCCUGCAGAUACCCAGUGAGGUUGCUGCCUUCCAGGUCGCUGUCAAGUGGCUGGAGUUUGACCCGAAACGGGUCCGGUACGCUGCUGACCUCCUGAGCAACAUCCGCUUUGGCACAAUGUCUGCUCCAGACCUGGUCACCCAUGUGCAGCCUGUGCCACGCAUGAUGCAGGAUCCACAGUGCCACAAGCUCCUUGUCGAUGCUAUGAAUUACCACCUGCUCCCCCACCAGCAGAACAGCCUUCAGUCUCGGAGAACCAGGAUACGGGGAGGCCAGAGGGUGCUCGUCACAGUUGGGGGGCGUCCAGCAUUGACUGAGAAGGCUCUGAGCAGGGAGAUCAGCUACAGGGAUGCAGAGGGAAAGUGGCAUAAGCUGACAGAGAUGCCAGCAAAGAGUUUUAACCAGUGUGUGGUGGUGAUGGAUGGAUUCAUCUACAUUGCGGGUGGGGAAGACCAGAACGAUGGCAGGAACCAGGCCAAGCAUGCUGUCAGCAGCCUGAGCAGGUACGACCCACGCUUCAACACGUGGCUGCACCUGGCCAGCAUGCAGCACCGGAGGUCCCACUUCAGCCUCAGUGCCUGCGAUGGGCUCCUCUAUGCCGUGGGUGGGCGCAACGCCGAGGGCCCCUUGGCAUCCGUGGAGUGCUACGUCCCCAGCACCAACAGCUGGCAGAGCAAGGGCAGCCUGGAGACACCGCGCUGCUGCCACGCUACCACCGUCAUCGGUGGCAAGCUCCUGGUCACCGGUGGCUACAUCAGCCAUGCCUAUUCCCGAACCGUGCUCUGUUACGAGCCCAGCACUGACUCCUGGAGGGAGCAGGCAAGGCUCAGCACCCCCCGGGGCUGGCACUGCGCGGCCACCGUGGCCAACCGAGCCUAUGUCCUGGGGGGGAGCCAGGUGGGUCCCCAGGGCGAGCGGGUGGACGUGAUGGCCGUGGAGUGCUACAGCCCAGGCACGGGGCAGUGGAGUUACAUGGCACCGCUGCCCACGGGGGUCAGCACAGCCGGGGUGGCUCUGCUGGAGGGGCGCUUGUGCCUGGUGGGUGGCUGGAAUGAGAGUGGGAAGAGGUAUGAGAAGUGUGUUCAGUGCUACAACCCUGACCUCAAUGAGUGGGCUGAGGAUAAGGACCUCCCUGAGGCCACUGUGGGUGUCUCGUGCUGCACCAUCACCCUCCCGCGCCCCCUGAGCUCCGGGUCUCGGGCCAGCUCUGUGGGCUCAGCAGCAGCCAGCACGUAA